CUUGUGCUCUUGUUUGCUUGCUACAGGUUGAAUGUUCAUGAAAUUAUAUCGAUCUUGGAAGACGAUAGUCUUACAAUUUCUGCUGACAUUUUUAUCACGCCACCUGGAAAUGAUGAUUUGAGUGAUGAAGAUAGUGGAAGCGAGGAUGUAGUGGAGAUUAGUAAUCUAUCGCGUCGCCAGUUGUUGGCUGAAGCUGAGGUUCGACGUACGGUUCCAUCAUCAGAAGGAGUUCUAGAAACGGUAGAAGAUAUUGAUGAUAUAAAUCAGAAAGGAGAAGAGGAACAGCCAUCCACAUCCCAAGCCGUUGAACAUCCUGCAAAGAAAGCUAGGACUAUAUUCAAGAGGAAGUGGGAGCAGACGGAUAUAACAGCAAAACCUGAGAAGGAACACUCUACAUCUGAGUUUGUUUUAAAUAAAGACAAUCCAUUAGAAUUUUUUGAGAUGUUUUUUGAUGACGAAGUAUUAGAACUACUGCGUUCUAGUACAGAAAAAAAUGCAAUUGUCAAAGGACAUGUAAACUUCAGGCUCACCAUCGAAGAAGUGAAGAAUUUUAUAGGAAUUUUACUGUUGUCUGGUUAUAAUAGUGCAUCACGUUACAGAUUAUACUGGGAUCAGAAUAUUGAUACUCAUCACCCUGGAGUUACUUCGUGCAUGACCCGUAAUCGUUUUGAAGAGCUUCUUUGUUUUUUUCAUGCAUGUGAUAACAGUAAUCUACCUCCCGAUGACAAAUUUGGCAAAGUAAGACCUCUUUGGAAUAUGAUGAAUGAACGAUGGCUAAAGUUCUUCCCCGGGGAUAAACAUUUAUCUAUCGAUGAGUCUAUGGUGCCUUAUUUUGGUAAACACGGAACCAAACAGCACAUUCAUGGCAAGCCUAUACGUUUUGGGUACAAGAUUUGGUCACUUUGCACACGAUUGGGAUAUCUUAUAUAUGGUGAACCUUAUCAAGGGGCUAAAACCGGCAACACCAAUCCAAAUCUUGGUGUAGGUGGUUCCGUCGUGACCAAUUUGAUUUCUAAGCUGCCACCUGGUGAUCACUAUAGCUUUUAUACGGAUAACUUUUUUACUUCUUUACGAUUACUUGAUGAAGUGAGUCAGAUGGGUCAUGAUAUCACUGGGACUCUUCGGGCUAAUAGAGUUGAAGGUGCGCCGCUGAAAGAUGUAAAAGAAAUGAAAAAGACUGCGAGAGGCUCUUUUCAUCAGAUUACGGAUGUAUUAUCGAACACGACAUUAGUCCGCUACAAUGACAAUAACAUCGUAACUAUAGCCUCAACAGAAAGUGGAGUUCAGCCAAUUGGAAAGGAAUCCACCGCUGAUAUGCCCACACUAACACUCUUGCAUUUCUUUGUCACUAUAUCCGUUAAUAAAGUGAAUAUGGGCAUUUUCUUGAUUUGUAAACGCAGACAUUAA
Chrysoperla carnea is the source of this 1407-nucleotide messenger RNA. Its product is annotated as piggyBac transposable element-derived protein 3-like. The transcript is spliced from 2 exons. Gene Ontology annotation, molecular function: sequence-specific DNA binding. The record is from RefSeq and is a predicted model, not a curated record. The annotation marks the transcript as partial. Lineage: Eukaryota; Metazoa; Arthropoda; Insecta; Neuroptera; Chrysopidae.